AGGUGGAGGAGGUAUAGUGACCUUGCAGAAUCUGUGUAAUGAAAUCAUUUUAUAAUAAAUAGUAAUCUAUUUUGUAAAUGCAUAUAUUACGUACAUUAGUAUAAUAUUAGUAUUUAUAUUCAUUAGUAUAAUUAUUUUAUAAUGUGUUAAAUGUCAAAUUUAAACAAAAAUGUAAUAACAAGCAGUGAAUUAUGAUUACAUUCAAACAAAUAUGUAAUUUGGUUCUAACUUGUGCCGAGCGGACAAAGCGGUAUAAAUUUAUUCUAGUAUGAAGAGAAUCCUAGAAAAAUGUCGUCCAUUUAAUCGGACGCGUUGUAACUCUGCUUAGGCAUCUUGCUGUACACGCAGGUGGACAAUAUGGAACACAUUUCGGUGGACAAGGUCCGCACGGCACUGGUGGUGUACAUAUCGUAAUUUUACAGGGUGGUGGACAAGCCAUGCAAGGUGACGGACAACAUGAGUAAGGUACACACGAUGGAGCGGAUGGUAAACAGCACGGGGUUGUAGGUGAUGAACAACAAAGCGUUAGGGGACAGCAUAAAGGACUUCUUCCGCAAGACAUUAUAACUUUUUCUCUUAGAUUUCAGUUUUUUAUUUAUAUGUUUUAUUUUAUGUUAUUAGAAGUAUGUAAACUUUAAAUUUUGAUAGCUCUUUAGAGAAUGAUAACAAACAACUGAAAUCUAAAAUAACUUAUUCACUUAUUAUAUUUUACAUGAUACAUGAAUAUAUAAACAUAUAUUCAGACCAUGUCAUCAUUUCUUUAGAAUCAAUCAUUUUAGUUCAUGCUCUAAUAAUAAAUUAAUUGUGUAAAAAUUAUGCACUAAAAAAAUAGGAUGAGUAUAUAAAAAAAAUGCAAACCCUGCGACUUUUAUAAAAAUUGAAUAAAAUUAAAUUUUUGUGAUUAUUGCAAUUCAUUCUUCAAAAUGCCGUGCGAUGGAAAAAAUCCAAAUUGUGAUAAAAGACGAGAAUUACUAGCACAGCUAAAAUGCUUAAUUAGCUCUAUGGAUAGAAAGAAACCAUGCGAAUGGGAUGAACCAUUUUGUCCACCUUCUGUUAUGUGUCCUGCUUCACCUUGCAAUGAUUUACCUUGUUGCAGUCCAGUCAAACGUUGUAAAAGCUUCGAUUUUCGAACAAGUAUAAUAUACAGAUGCGAGUGUAUUAAAAGAAAUGGUUUACAAGAUAGAUGCAUGAUGUGGGACUGUAUGGGUAGACCAGAAUGCAUGACGAAAUUGUAUCCUGUUUGUCAACCAGGCCAGUGUGCAUUAUUGAAGCUAACUGAUUUAGGAGACGUAACUGUUGCUUUGAAAAAAUUUUACUGUGCUGAUCAAGCAAGGGAAUCUGCUUUAGCUGCAUACUGUAGAUUAACUUGCAAUGAUGCUAAAAUGUCUUGCAAUACAAACGCGCAAAAAUUGACAUGUCCUCCACCUAUGUGUGCAAGUGACUCUUCAAAUAGAUGUUGCGCACCCUCCGUUCCUUGUUGUAUACCAACGUCAUCUGUACCACCUUGCAUUUCUUACAAUCUUUGCGUACCAUGUCCUCCACCAUGUCCACCUCAGUGUCCACCAUCUUGUCCACCGUGUUGUUUACCACCAUGCCCACCGCCUUGUCCACCAUGUUGUUUACCACCUUGUCCACCAUCAUGUCCACCACCUUGCCCCCCACCUUGUUCACCAUGUUGUCCACCACCGUGUCCUCCACCUUGUCCUCCACCUUGUUCACCAUGCUGUCCACCACCUUGCCCUCCACCUUGCCCACCACCUUGUUUACCAUGUUGCCCACCACCUUGCCCUCCACCAUGCCCACCACCUUGUCCUCCACCAUGCCCACCGUCUUGUCCACCAUAUUGUUUACCACCUUGUCCGCCACCAUGUCCACCACCUUGCCCUCCACCUUGUUCACCAUUUUGUCCACCACCAUGUUUACCAUGUAUACCUUAUUGUUCUCCUUGUCCACAACCUUAUGUUUUUUGCAACCCACCUUCUUGCGCUCUUCCUUGUCCGCCUUGUUAAUGUUGUGUGCCUUGU
Molecule: messenger RNA, 2024 nt
Organism: Hylaeus anthracinus
Lineage: Eukaryota; Metazoa; Arthropoda; Insecta; Hymenoptera; Colletidae
Product: keratin-associated protein 16-1-like
Exons: 4
Coding region: 924-2009 (361 amino acids)
Source: RefSeq, a predicted model, not a curated record